Vairimorpha ceranae is the source of this 132-nucleotide messenger RNA. RefSeq lists its product as hypothetical. The record is from RefSeq and is a predicted model, not a curated record. Bases 1 to 132 code for a protein of 43 amino acids. NCBI's taxonomy places the organism in Eukaryota, Fungi, Microsporidia, Nosematidae. The transcript has a single exon.
AUGCUUGAAUUAAACCCAUGUCCCGGGGUAGUGUCGGGGGAAAACAGCAAUGCUGUUGUUGAUAGCGUGCGUGUGGGGCCAUAUAUAAUUCUAAGUAUUAGUAAUGCAUUUAAAAUGCUAAGUGAUAAUUAA